This is a messenger RNA of Cololabis saira (Pacific saury), 2678 nucleotides long. Its product is annotated as protein NLRC3-like. The transcript has 6 exons. Bases 227 to 2563 code for a protein of 778 amino acids. NCBI's taxonomy places the organism in Eukaryota, Metazoa, Chordata, Actinopteri, Beloniformes, Belonidae. The record is from RefSeq and is a predicted model, not a curated record.
UUCUGCGCGGGGAGCUCCGUGUGAAGGAGAUCGGAGCGGUUUUUAAACUGCCAGCAGCUCCGUUUCUGGACAAAGAUCAUUCCCGUUAACGGAGUCACAGCUGGAACUGAAGGACGAAGGAGACGACGGUUCCACGCGUCCAGAUGUUGGAGCGGAGUCGGUGGAUGAGAGCAGAAGUUCAGAUGAAGGUGUGUGUGUGAGCUGAUGUGGACGUGAAUUCAGCAGAAUGGACCAGUGUGAGGACGGAGAGAACGGAGUCCCUCCCUCUAAAACCUCUCUGUGUGGGGAACAUGAGAGUCGGAGCAAAGCUCAGAGGAAUCAACCUGGACCUGGACCUGGACCUGCACCUGGACCUGGACCUGGACCAGGACCUGGACCUGGACCCAGCUGUGUGUCCUUGAAGAGCGACUGGUCAAAGGACUGGUUCAUUGGAUUUAAAGGAGACCAACGUUCUUCUUCAGAUAGAGUGGACCAGCAGAUCUCAGAGUCCCCCAGUGGUCCGUCUGUCCAGCAGCAUCAGACCCAGCUGGACUCCAUCUUUCAGCUGCUGGAGGACGACAUCGUCCUGUUUGUGAAGAACGAGCUGAAGAAGAUCCAGAGGGGUCUGAGUCCAGAUUACCCAGAAUCCCUAGAGCAUGUGUUGCUUGGUGAGGAUGAAGAGCAGAGGAGCAUCAGAGAUGCGUUUGUGAAGAUCACAGUGAACUUCCUGAGGAGAAUGAAGCAGGAGGAGCUGGCUGAGCGUCUGCAGAGCAGUACUUUUGCUGAAGUUUGUAAAAAGCGGCUGAAGUCUAAGCUGAAGAAGAAGUCCCAGUGUGUGUUUGAGGGGAUCAUUAAAGAAGGAAACCCAACCCUUCUGGAGCAGAUCUACACAGAGCGCUACAUCACAGAGGGAGGGGCCGGAGAGGUCAACGAAGAGCAUGAAGUCAGACAGAUUGAAGCAGCUUCCAGGAAACCAGACGGAGCAGAAACAGCCAUCAGACAGGAAGACAUCUUUAAACUCCAACCUGGAAGAGGAGGACCAAUCAGAACGGUGAUGACGAAGGGAGUGGCCGGCAUCGGGAAAACAGUCCUAACACAGAAGUUCAGUCUGGACUGGGCUGAAGGCAGAACCAACCAGGACAUCCAGUUCCUGCUUCCAUUCACCUUCAGAGAGCUGAAUCUGCGGAGAGAGGAAAAGUUCAGCUUGGUGGAACUAGUUCAUCACUUCUUCAGUGAAACCAGAGAAAUCUGCAGCUUUGAAGAGUUCCAGGUCGUGUUCAUCUUUGACGGUCUGGAUGAGAGUCGACUUCCUCUGGACUUCCACAACAAUGAGGACCUGACUGAUGUUACAGAGUCCACCUCAGUGGACGUGCUGCUGACAAACCUCAUCAGGGGGAACCUGCUUCCUUCUGCUCGUCUCUGGAUCACCACACGACCCGCAGCAGCCAAUCAGAUCCCUCCUGACUGUGUUGACAUGGUGACAGAAGUCAGAGGGUUCACUGACCCACAGAAGGAGGACUACUUCAGGAAGAGGUUCAAAAAUAAGAAGCAGAGCAGCAGGAUCAUCACCCACAUCAAGACAUCACGGAGCCUCCACAUCAUGUGCCACAUCCCAGUGUUCUGCUGGAUCACUGCUACGGUCCUGGAGAACGUCCUGGAGAACGUCCUGGAGAACGUCCUGGAAACCAGAGAGGGAGGGGGGCUGCCCAAGACCCUGACUGAGAUGUACAUCCACUUCCUGGUGGUCCAGGCCAAACUGAAGAAGGCCAAGUAUGACGGAGGAGCUGAGACGGAUCCACACUGGAGUCCAGAGAGCAGGGAGAUGGUGGAGUCUCUGGGAAAACUGGCUUUUGAGCAGCUGCAGAAAGGAAACCUGAUCUUCUAUGAAUCAGACCUGAGAGAGUGUGGCAUCAAUGUCAGAAACGCUUCAGUGUACUCAGGAGUGUUCACCCAGAUCUUUAGAGAGGAGAGCAGGCUGUACCAGGACCAGGUCUUCUGCUUCAUCCAUCUGAGUGUCCAGGAGUUUCUGGCUGCUCUUCAUGUCCAUCAGACCUUCAUCAAGUCUGGAGUCAAACUGCUGGAGGAACAAAGACACACCUCCAGAUGGUUUAAAACCAGAGCCGUGACUGACCUCCAUCAGAGUGCUGUGGACAAGGCCUUACAGAGUCCAAACGGACACCUGGACUUGUUCCUGCGCUUCCUCCUGGGUCUUUCACUGGAGACCAAUCAGACUCUCCUACGAGGUCUGAUGACAUCAAACCAAAGAAGUUCACAGAAAAAUCAGGAAACUAUCAAAUACAUCAAGGAGAAGAUCAGUGGGGAUCUGUCUGCAGAGAGAAGCAUCAACCUGUUCCACUGUCUGAAUGAACUGAACGAUCGGUCUCUGGUGGAGGAGGUCCAAGAGUCCCUGAGGUCUGGACGUCUCUCCACAGAUAAACUGUCUCCUGCUCAGUGGUCGGCUCUGGGCUUCAUCUUACUGUCAUCAGGAGAUCUGGAGGUGUUUGACCUGAAGAAGUACUCAGCUUCAGAGGAGGCUCUACGGAGGCUGCUGCCGGUGGUUCAAGCCUCCAAGAAAGUUCUGUAAGAACCAACAGACACAUGUUGGACCUCUGGAGUGGAGGCUACUUUCUGACUACGUCUGGUUUUACCUCCACAUUUAAUAUUUUCUUCACUUGUUUGGGUCUUUUUUCAGCACAACC